Messenger RNA from Arabidopsis arenosa, 2681 nucleotides. NCBI's taxonomy places the organism in Eukaryota, Viridiplantae, Streptophyta, Magnoliopsida, Brassicales, Brassicaceae. The record is from the annotation of a GenBank genome assembly.
AUUUUCAUGAAACACCUUGUGAAGAAGAUCAAGAGGUGAACUCUGAGUGAUGAGUGAGCCAAAGGCCAGGCGUUGGGUUGGAAAAUAUGAGCUUGGAAGAAUGAUUGCCAAAUGUACUUUUGCGAAACUGCAGAGUGCUGUUGAUACUGAGACAGGAGACCCCGUGGCUCUGAUGAUCCUCGAUAAAGACAAGGUUCUCAAGCAUAAGAUGGCCGAACAAAUAAGGAGAGAUAUCUCUACUAUGAAGCUGAUAAACCAUCCAAAUGUAGUGCAGCUUUAUGAGGUUUUGGCGAGCAAGGCCAAGAUAUAUAUCGUCCUAGAGUUCAUCAGUGGUGGAAAGCUUUUUGACAAAAUUAAAAAUGAUGGGUGCAUGAAAGAAGACGACGCACUGGGAUAUUUCCAGCAGCUUAUCAAUGCAGUUGAUUGCUGCCACAGAAGGGGAGUGUACCACAGAGACUUAAAGCCAGAAAAUUUGCUUCUUGAUGCGCAAGAGAAUUUGAAAGUCUCUGACUUUGGAUUGAGUGCCUUGUCCCAACAAGUCGGGGGAGAUGGCCUUCGUCACAUUGCAUGUGGAAAUCCAAAUUAUGCUGCUCCUGAGGUUCUUAAUGAUCAAAGCCAUGAUGGGGCAAAGGCAGACUUGUGGUCUUGUGGAGUGAUACUCUUUGUACUACUUGCUGGAUAUUUGCCUUUCGAGGAUUCUAGUCUCACAACGCUGUACAAAAAGAUCUCAUCUGCUGAUUUCAGUUGUCCUCCUUGGCUCUCUUCUGGUGCUAAGAAUUUGAUCGUCCGAAUCUUGGAUCCAAACCCUAUGACUCGUAUAACAAUUCCAGAGAUUUUGGAAGAUGUUUGGUUCAAGAAAGAUUACAAGUCAGCUGUGUUUGAAGAGAAGAAAGAAGCAAAUUUGGCUGAUGUGGAAGCUGUUUUUAAAGAUUCUGAAGAAGGGAGAGUGCAAUUGAGGUCAUUUCCUUGUGUGAUAUGUUCAGGUGGUACUACUUGUGGCGAUGUUCGUUCAAGGACCAAACUGAUGAACGGCUUGAUAGAAAGAGGGAGACCUCAAGAAGCUCAUUCCAUUUUCAACACACUUAUUGAGGAAGGCCACAAGCCAAGCAUCAUCACAUACACCACGCUUGUAACUGCAUUAACCCGUCAAAAGCACUUCCACUCUCUCCUCUCCCUCAUCUCCAAAGUCGAGAAAAACGGCCUCAAACCCGACACCAUUCUCUUCAACGCCAUCAUUAACGCCUCUUCCGAGUCUGGAAAUCUCGAUCAAGCAAUGAAGAUCUUUGAAAAAAUGAAGGAAAGUGGAUGUAAACCCACAGCAAGUACAUUUAAUACUCUCAUUAAAGGAUAUGGAAAAAUUGGUAAGCUAGAGGAAUCGUCAAGACUCCUGGAGAUGAUGUUACGGGAUGAGAUGCUCCAACCAAAUGACAGAACAUGUAACAUACUUGUCCAGGCUUGGUGUAACCAGAGGAAGAUUGAAGAAGCAUGGAACAUUGUAUAUAAGAUGCAAUCUUAUGGGGUAAAACCUGAUGUAGUCACUUUUAACACAUUGGCAAGAGCGUAUUCACGGAUCGGGUCAACAUGUACAGCUGAGGAUAUGAUCAUACCAAGGAUGUUACAUAACAAAGUUAAACCGAAUGUUCGCACCUGUGGUACCAUUGUGAAUGGCUACUGUGAAGAGCGAAAGAUGGAAGAAGCUUUGAGGUUUUUCUAUAGAAUGAAGGAACUUGGAGUUCAUCCAAAUCUGUUUGUUUUUAACUCUCUAAUCAAAGGCUUUCUUAACUUAAACGACAUGGAUGGAGUUGGUGAGGUGGUGGAUCUGAUGGAAGAAUCUGGAGUACAACCUGAUGUGGUAACGUUUAGCACUCUAAUGAAUGCAUGGAGCUCUGUAGGAGAUAUGAAAAGAUGCGAAGAGAUCUAUAGAGAUAUGUUGGAAGGAGGAAUAGAUCCCGACAUUCAUGCAUUUAGUAUCCUUGCCAAAGGGUAUGCUCGAGCUGGAGAGCCCGAAAAGGCGGAGCAAAUCUUAAAUCAGAUGAGAAAAUUCGGUGUUCGCCCAAAUGUAGUGAUCUACACACAGAUCAUAAGCGGUUGGUGUAGCGCGGGUGAAAUGAAGAAAGCGAUGCAGGUAUAUAACAAAAUGCGUGGAAGCGUUGGUUUAUCGCCUAACUUGACUACUUACGAGACUCUUAUAUGGGGAUUUGGGGAAGCUAAGCAGCCAUGGAAAGCGGAAGAGCUUCUGAAAGACAUGGAAGAGAAGAAUGUUGUUCCCACAAGGAAAACUAUGCAACUCAUAGCUGAUGGAUGGAAAUCUAUUGGUGUCUCUAAUAGUAAUGAUGCCAAUACAUUGGGAUCUUCCUUCUCAACUUCCUCCAAACUCAACAUCCCAAAUAACAUCGCCUCGUCGAGAAGUCCAUUGUUUUUAAAAGGAAUGCCUGAAAAACCAAAGCUAUGUAUCAAGUCUCAGUUUGGUUUGAGGCAGAGAGUUUUGGUGGUGUUGUGCAGAGACCAGAUUGGGGAAGCUGGGAGAUUUUGCAAGUUCAUGUAGACUUUGUUUUGCUUUAUAGAUGGAGCUAAAUUAAAGGGUAAGAAAAGCUAACCAAAGAUUGCUGUCGAUCGUUUUUAAGGUAAAGAGGAAGCAAACAAUACAUUUUUCUGUACAAAAAUAUAUUUUCAGUUAAAUG